Molecule: messenger RNA, 2321 nt
Organism: Gracilinanus agilis (Agile Gracile Mouse Opossum)
Lineage: Eukaryota; Metazoa; Chordata; Mammalia; Didelphimorphia; Didelphidae
Gene: SVOPL
Product: SVOP like
Exons: 15
Coding region: 1-1473 (490 amino acids)
Biological process (GO): transmembrane transport
Molecular function (GO): transmembrane transporter activity
Source: RefSeq, a predicted model, not a curated record
AUGGCCACCAAACAGACCGAGCCUGUAACCACUAUUGGCCUUGAAGAACUGAGUCCAGAAUCCUCAGAGCCACAAAAAGAGUCAAAGACAUUCACAGUAGAAGAGGCUGUGGAGACCAUUGGAUUUGGACGGUUUCACAUAGCACUGUUUCUAAUUAUGGGCAGCACAGGGGUUGCUGAAGCCAUGGAGAUCAUGUUGAUUGCUGUUGUGUCUCCUGUUAUCCGCUGUGAAUGGCAUCUGGAGAACUGGCAAGUGGCUUUGGUGACCACAAUGGUGUUUUUUGGCUACAUGGUGUUCAGCAUCCUAUUUGGCUUCUUAGCUGACAGAUAUGGUCGCUGGAAGAUUUUGCUGAUCUCUUUCCUCUGGGGUGCAUAUUUUUCCCUCUUGACCUCUUUUUCCCCAUCAUACAUCUGGUUUGUUUUUCUGCGUACGAUGGUGGGCUGUGGUGUGUCUGGACAUUCCCAAGGGCUUAUCAUAAAAACAGAAUUUUUGCCAACAAAAUACAGAGGCUAUAUGCUACCCUUAUCUCAGGUUUUCUGGCUUGCAGGCUCCCUGCUUAUCAUUGGGUUGGCAUCAGUGAUCAAUCCAACCAUUGGCUGGCGUUGGCUUAUCCGUAUUGCCUCCAUUCCUGGCAUCAUACUCAUCCUGGUCUUCAAGUUCAUUCCCGAGUCGGCUCGAUUUAACGUCUCCACUGGGAACACCCAGGCUGCUGUGGCCACUUUGGAACGCAUCGCCCGAAUGAACCGCUCUGUCAUGCCGGAGGGAAAGCUGGUGGAACCCGCCUCGGAAAAAAGAGGAAGAUUUACAGAUCUACUGGAUGCCAAAUACCUACGGACAACUUUGCAGAUCUGGGUCAUAUGGCUCGGAAUCUCUUUUGCAUAUUAUGGGGUCAUCCUGGCUAGUGCUGAGUUACUGGAGCGAGACUUGGUUUGUGGCUCCCAAACUGAGACAGAGAUGGUGGUGAGCGGAGACUCGGAGGAGAGCAGGAGCCCUUGUCAUUGCCACUUGUUUGCUCCCUCUGACUACAAGACCAUGAUUAUCAGUACGCUGGGAGAGAUUGCACUAAAUCCUUUAAAUAUCCUGGGCAUCAAUUUCCUGGGAAGACGGAUCAGCCUUUCUAUCACCAUGGGAUGUACAGCUUUAUUCUUUCUGCUGCUUAAUAUUUGCACUUCAAGUACAGGCCUGAUUGGCUUCCUCUUCAUGCUGAGGGCCCUGGUGUCAGCAAAUUUCAAUACCAUCUAUAUCUAUACUGCUGAGGUCUAUCCCACCUCCAUGCGAGCUCUGGGGAUGGGAAUAAGCGGCUCCCUGUGUCGGAUUGGCGCCAUGGUGGCUCCAUUUAUUUCCCAGGUUCUUAUGAGCGCAUCAUUUCUGGGAGCCUUAUGUCUUUUCUCAUCUGUCUGCGUUGUGUGUGCCAUUUCUGCAUUCACGCUUCCCAUUGAGACUAAAGGAAGGGCUCUUCAGCAAGCAAAAUGAAGACAUGCAAAUGAUGACCAAAUGGAGAAGUAUAUUUUAUUCUUCACAAACAUGUUCUUGAGGUAGUUUUGUUUUACCCUCUCCCUAUUCCUACAAUUUAUUUUGAAUUCACUUCUGGAAAAUGCUGUGUCACUAAGGAACAAUUCUUUAUGGAUUUGAGAGGUAGCUUGCCUUACUGGGACACUUCUUCCCAAGAUUCAAUAAAUAUUUGUUACAUUGUCCAAAAAGUCUCUUCUUAUCCUAGCAGGUGUCAGAACCAAAAAGCUCCAGAGAUAUUUGUUGCCUCUUUGGACUUCUACAAGUUUCAUUCCAUGCCUUGUGUGAAUGAGGUGCCCAAUAAAUGCAUGAGUGAGUCUUAGGAAAAAAAGGACUUCAGAUUGUACUUUAUGCCUGGGAAAGGUUGUAUACGCAUUUUUUUUGUGAGUAAUCUUGACCCUGGAGGAAGUAAUUUUACUUUGCUGAUUUUAAUUUUCUUAUCUUUCAGAUGAGGUAUUUGGAUUAGAUGACAUCAAGUUACUUUCAUGCUGAAUGUCAUCAAUAUACACACAAAUUUGGGAAUUAUACAUCAUGACUUUAAAGUCUGGAUUUCUUCUGAUGUUUUAUUUUAUCCAAAUCAUUAGAAAACCCAUUGGAGUCAUAUUUAUACUGUUACCAACUGGAAACUAAAUGGUAAUGAGGGAAAAGCAUUAUCUCUAGAGGCAGAAGAACUGAAUACAAUCCUGGGUUCUGUCACUUAAUUUUCAAGCUCUCUGAGUCUUAUUUUCCUUAUCUAUAAAAUGAAGAUGUUAGAAGGUUAUGUAGAAGGACAGAGAGGUGGAGGUGGCUCAGUGGAUAAAGCCAGGCCUAGA